Molecule: messenger RNA, 2891 nt
Organism: Lineus longissimus
Lineage: Eukaryota; Metazoa; Nemertea; Pilidiophora; Heteronemertea; Lineidae
Product: PTB domain-containing engulfment adapter protein 1-like
Exons: 13
Coding region: 253-1416 (387 amino acids)
Source: RefSeq, a predicted model, not a curated record
AGUUGCAGGUCUACUGGUGAAGAUUAAAGGGGUAGGCCGUUCGUGGUUACUGCUGGAUAGGCUUGAGAUUUUGUCCACACAACAUCAAUGUGGGCCUAGUUGUGGAUUGUGGAAAGGACGCAUAUCUCUGGACUGAUUCUCUGUCUGGCUGAUUUCUACGAGGAUAUUAGGAGCCACGAGGAUAGUUGGAACCACCAGAGGGACCCUGAAUUCUUUAAAAGAUCCAACAAUUGGUGCUAAAAGGUGUCAAAGAUGAUUCGAACCAACAGCUCAGGGUCUGCCACUGUUCGCUGGAAGGAUGGGGAGAAAGGUUCGACAAAAACGUCAGCAUUUAAUAAACAUGGUAACAAACAGUGGGUUCACUCACCCGAGGUGCUAACAAAAGGUUCUUUGGUAUACAAUAUCAAGUUUUUAGGGAACUGCGAAGUUGACCAACCAAAAGGAACAGAAGUUGUACGAGAUGCCAUCAGAAAAAUGAAGUUCAACCAAUCUCUCAAGAAGACAGAAGGACAGAAACCAACUAAGAUCGAGUUAACCAUAUCGUUAGAUGCUGUCACAAUCCAAGAUGCAAAAACCAAGAUGACAUUUUAUCAGUAUCCUCUCCACCGAAUAUCAUAUUGUGCUGACGACAAAGCUGAUAAGAAGGUGUUUACGUUUAUUGCGAGGGAAAACAACUCGGAGAAACAUUCCUGUUUUGUUUUCAGUUGUGACAAAUGUGCUGAGGAAAUCACAUUAACAGUCGGCCAGGCAUUUGAUCUUGCAUAUCGAAGAUUUAUUGAAACGUCUGGGAAAGAGUCUGAUGCGAAGAAAGGACUGGUCCAACUUCAACAAAAGAUAAACAAUUUGGAACAAGAGAACAGAGAGUUAAAGGCGCGAAUCAAAGAUCUAGAAAAAAUGAAAGAUCGCAACGACCUCGAAGGGUACUUGAGGGAGAAUCAGAUCUCCAGCUCUGUACAACUCAGAAAAAUAAGCAAUGGCACACAACAACCGGUGGUUACUUUAUCACCCCCUAGUGGCACCCAGUAUACCAAUGGCGCUAAUGAACCUGUUGUGGGACGACGACUGGAGAAUCUUGUCCUCGACGACUACCCCAACAUGCGGCAGAAGAGUUCAGCAUCAGCAACCUUGUUGCCCCCUCCCAGAAAUCCACGCUCCGGUUCUGUCCACGGUGCUCCAUCUAGCUUACCACUUUACUCACCACCAACAAAGCGCCGCACAAUGACAGCAACUGAUGUAUUUGGCUCCACUCCCUUUGUCGAGGAAGGCUCGACAGAUGCAUUCGGAAUGUCCUCCUUCGAUCCUGUUGCCACAAUGUCACCUGAUCAGCUCAUUGACAUGCAGGCUGGAUUUAGUCGUGGCCUUUCAAUUGGGACUGAAGACUUCUCGCUUGAUAUGCUGGACCCAUUGAAGAUGUGAGAGUGAUUGCUGGCUGAUGAUACGAAAUUGACUUUAAUAGAGUGGGUAUCAUUUCUAGAGAGGUGUCCGCAAUGGUUGGUUGCAGUUUAUAAACAUGUUUCACUGUCCGGACUUGAAGAAGCUUAUGAUUUAUUUUCAAAAAAUAGAUAUGUGUAGUAUCUCCAAGGGAGAAUUAUCAAGCUAUCUACGAACUGCUAAACAAAUAUGGGUCAUCCCAGUAUUCUCUGGGUUUUUGUUUUCAUAUUUGAAUUUUUUUCUGUUCCAUUUGAAUAUCAGCAUUUUGAUCAUGUUGAGUUGUGGUGAUAUAUUUUACCAGUGCAUCUAGCCUGACUUUUCAGCCCAUCCGACCCACAAAAAAAGUUUACUGGGAUUCAGUCAUGAAAUACAGGGAAAAUCUAGUGAUAAAACUAAAUUGUGAGAUUUAAGAUAUUUUGUAGACAAUGUUUACACAAAAUUAUCAUUAUACUAUUUGCCUGUGAUCAAAGUGAUGGCAAAUGUAUGGAGAUCACAUUUGACUCCAUGUAAUAGUUUAUCAAUAAAUGGUGCUUGAUUUGAAUGUACUUAACUUAGGGAGGUAGGGUUAGGCUUCGGUAAGAUUUGAAGGGAAACCAAUGGGAAAUAAUGCCAACGCAGCGCAAUUCUCAUCUAUCAAUUUCCCAUUCAAAGGGUGGUCUUGCCUCAGCAGAUAGUAUCCACAAACAUUCCACCAUCUGUACGGGUAAUCCGUAAACUACAAAUAGUUGGCCUGACAUUAACUCCCACUUUCUACUCCUGACUAUGAGAAAAAUGUGUCGAAGUAUGAUUUCAACUUUUCGCUUGUAAGAAUGUAUCAUAUUUAAUUUUGUUGGCCUUUGAUACUUGUCUAUACUGCUUUUCAAAUUAGUACAGUUGGCUGGAAGAGUAUAGCUAUAUAUUCUUAAACAAACGAGCUUUGUUUGUAGGUUGUGUCAUCAAUUAAGCCUGCACCAAAAUAUGGUGAGGUUUCUUUAAUUCUGUUGAUAGCCAUCAAAAAGCUAUUUUAUUUCAAAAGUUUAAAUGAAAUUUCCAGAAUUGUUGCGAAUUGUUUUGUUCUUUGGUCUUGUACCUGAUGCUGAGGACAUGGGGAUGGACCCUGCCUGCCAUAAAACAAUAUGGUGAUGAAAUCUAUUAAGGUCGACGAUCUUUUGUACAAGUUGUGCAAUUGUGCAACAUGUUUUCUUUAGUCAAGUCGUUAAUCAAAAGGAAAGAGGAAUUUUACCUAACCAUGUGGAUGCUAAUUAUUACAAAUACAUCGUUGUCCUGCUUUCUACAAGUUAAAAGAAUCCUUUGAAAACAAGGGACAUUUUCAGAAAGAAAAAACCGAUAGGAAGACAGUCUGGACUUUGGUAUUUAACUUGCUUAACUCUACGACUGAUUUGUGUUUGUUAAUUAAUUCAAUUCUGUUUUGGAAAUUACGAUGUGAUUAUCCUAGAAUAAAGAAGACAUGAUUCUCAUUA